Molecule: messenger RNA, 3373 nt
Organism: Monodelphis domestica (gray short-tailed opossum)
Lineage: Eukaryota; Metazoa; Chordata; Mammalia; Didelphimorphia; Didelphidae
Gene: GSS
Product: glutathione synthetase
Biological process (GO): glutathione biosynthetic process
Cellular component (GO): cytosol
Molecular function (GO): glutathione synthase activity; ATP binding; glutathione binding
Source: RefSeq, a predicted model, not a curated record
UCUAUCCUUUCCCCUUUUUUUCUACUUCUCCCCAUACCCCCCUUCCUCUUUUCACCCCCUUCCACUCUCCCAGUCUCUUCCUGCUUCUAUCCCUCUCUCUCUCUUCUCCAACCCCAUCCACUGGGGUGUCCAGUAGCUUCUUCCCACAAUGGGGACUUAAGUGUACCGAGGCUCCCAGGGAAGAGCUCAGGAUUUGGAAUCGGGAUCAGAGUUCAAAUCUUGCCUUUGCUAUGUGCAAAUCACUUCGUUUUUACUGUGGAACCUAAUUUUCUAUUCUAAAAAGCAUACAGUUUAAAAUAGGUAGUCCUCUAAGAGACCAUUUUCAAAUCUAUAUCUUGUGUCAUGACCAAACAGAGCACUUGGUUCAUGCUUCUGUAUUCUUACCACGUUGUUGUUGGGUUGUUUUUUUUUAACCUUUGCCUUGUUUGCCAGCUCCUGGAAGGGAGGGAGACAAGUUGGAUUAUAUCAUUUUGGAGAACGUAUGAGGAAAUUUAUCAUUACAUGUAAUUGGUUAAAAAAAAUUGAUGAAACCUUUGCCUCGCAUCUCAGAAUCAAUACCGUGUAUUGGUUCUAAGGUGGUAAGGGCUAGGUAAUGGGGUUAAGUGACUCGAUUGGGUCACAAAGCUGGGAAGUGUCUAAGACCAGAUUUGAACCCAGGAACUCCCAUUUUUAGGUCACAAAACCACUUUGCUGCCUCUAUGGAGUCUUAUGGGGAGUCUAGGAAGUAGAAAAGGGGGUGAAAACAAAAGAUGAGGCAUGGAUAUCAAGAUAAGUAUCAUAAUUUUUAGUAAGAUGAGUGCCAGACAAGGUGUUAUUAGAAACCUGAAGGAUAAUCCUUUUAUUCCUCCACAGUAGGGAGACAGCCUUUUAAACCUUAAAAACCCUAUAGAAAUGUGAUGCUAUUAUUUAGGGCUUAGAGUCAGGAAGCCCAAACAAAAGGCAGGUUAAUUUGAUAUUUUCCCUUCCCCUGCUCUGAAAUAUUUGUUCCAUUUUUGUCUUUGGUGUCCAGAGUUCCUGACCUGUUUUUUUUUUUUAACCCUUACCUUCCAUCUUGGAGUCAAUACUGUGUAUUGGCUCCAAGGCACAAAGAGUGGUAAGGGCUAGGCAAUGGGGGUCAAGUGACUUGCCUAGGGUCACACAGCUAGGAAGUGUCCGAGGUCAGAUUUGAACCUAGGACCUCCUGUCUCUAGGCCUGGCUCUCAAUCCACUGCCCCCCUGACCUGUUUUUUUAAAGAAGUGGAGAUUAGAGGGUCUAGAACUAUGAUUUCUACAGGGAAUUCCCAAAAUGGAAACUUUAUUCCUGAUGGCAACUCUGCAACUCAUCCGGAACUAUUAGACUUGCCCUUGAGGCCCUCAGAGCCAGUGUGUGAGGCCAGUUCUUGGUUCGAUACUCCAUAGUGCCCCGUACCUCAUCCCCAGAAAACAAAGACCAAAAAAAGUCCCUUCCCUCAAGGAGCUUACCUAAUAGAAAUAGCAUAUGGGUAACUAGGUAGCUCAGUGGAUAGAGAGCCAGGCCUAGAGAUGGGAAGACCUGGGUUCAAAUGGGACCUCAGACAAGUCCUAGCUAUGUGACCCUGUGGAAGUCACAAUCUCAAUUGCCUAGUCCUCACCAUUCUUCUGCCUUGGAUCUGAUACUUAGUGUCCAUUCAAAGACAAAAGUCGGGGUGAUGAUGACCAGCUGGGAAAGCAUUCUGCAGGAUGACCAGCAACUAGAAGAGCUGGCCCAGCAGGCAGUGGACAAGGCCUUGAUGGAGGGUGUGCUGAUGAGGACCAAGCAGGAACCCAACUCCUCUAAUAUUGUAAGUUAUGCCCCCUUCACAUUGUUCCCCUCCGCAGUACCCAGAGAGCUUCUUGAACAAGCCUAUGCUGUACAAACAGACUUCAACCUCCUUGUGGACACAGUUAGCCAGAACUCGGCCUUCUUGGAACAGACACUCUGCAGCACCAUUAAAAUAGAUGACUUCAUCGCUCAGCUUUUUGACAUCUACAAACAAGUCCUGAAAGAGGGCAUUGCCCAGACGGUGUUUCUAGGACUGAAUCGCUCUGAUUACAUGUUUAACCGCAGUGCAGAUGGCCCCCCGGUCCUGAAACAAAUCGAGAUCAACACCAUUUCUGCCAGCUUUGGGGGCCUCUCCUCCAAGACCCCAGCUGUGCAUCGGCACAUCCUUAAUGUCCUGGGCAAAACUAAGGAAGCUGCCAACAUCCUCUCUAAUAAUCCCAGCAAGGGGCUAGCUCUGGGUAUUGCCAAAGCAUGGGAACUCUACGGCUCACCCAAGGCUCUAGUUCUUGUCAUUGCUCAAGAGGAGGAAAGAAAUGUGUUUGACCAACACUAUAUAGAACAUGACCUAUUAGCCAGGAAUAUCCAUGUGAUUCGGAGAAGGUUUGAAGAUGUUGCUAAAACAGGAUCUUUGGACCAAGACAGGAAGCUGUUUUUGGAUGGCCAGGAGAUUGCUGUGGCUUACUUCCGUGACGGCUAUAUGCCCAGUCAGUAUAGCCCCCAGAACUGGGAAGCACGCUUGCUCCUGGAGAGGUCGUGUGCUGUUAAGUGCCCAGAUAUAGCCACUCAGCUGGUCGGGACCAAGAAGGUCCAGCAAGAGCUGAGCCGCCCAGGGGUGCUGGAGACUCUGAUACCAGACCAGCCAGAAGCUGUGGCCCGCCUCCGGGCCACAUUUGCAGGCCUCUACUCCUUGGAUGUGGGCGAAGAAGGUGACCGUGCUAUCAUGGAGGCCAUCGCUGCCCCAGGCCGAUUUGUCCUGAAGCCCCAAAGGGAGGGUGGAGGAAACAACUUGUAUGGGGAGGAGAUGGCACAAACGCUGAAGCAGCUGAAGGCCAGUGAGAAAAGGGCUUCCUACAUUCUCAUGGAGAAGAUUGAGCCUGAGCCCUUUGGGAACUGUCUCCUGCAGGCUGGGAUCCCUGCACGUAUGACCCAGUGCAUUUCUGAGUUGGGAAUCUUUGGUGUUUAUGUCAGGCAGGGGAAGACACUGCUGAUGAACAAGCACGUGGGUCAUCUUCUCCGUACCAAAUCCACAAAACAUGCAGAUGGUGGGGUGGCUGCUGGGGUAGCUGUCCUAGAUAACCCCUAUGCAGUGUGAGGGGCUGGUAGAGAACUUGGUCAUAGGGCCACUACCUAUGUGUGUAUAGUGGGACAGGGCCUGCUAGAAAUGACCUUGGAUUCUCCCCCCACUCUCCCCUUCUCACAGCCAAGAUUGCCUUCAGAUGACCAGAAAAGCAACAGGAAUCUAUUUUUUCCCUAAGCCUCAGCCUUUGAAACCAGUGGGAUCAUAGGCUACCCUUGCCCUCUGCUGAGGCCAGAUCUGGGCCUCGUGUGAAUUGGCUCCCCAUUCCUCAAAUAAAGAUGCAUUGAUUAAAGUUA